Messenger RNA from Symsagittifera roscoffensis, 2221 nucleotides. RefSeq names its product polyubiquitin-C. Gene Ontology annotation, cellular component: cytoplasm; nucleus. NCBI's taxonomy places the organism in Eukaryota, Metazoa, Xenacoelomorpha, Acoela, Convolutidae. Gene Ontology annotation, biological process: modification-dependent protein catabolic process; protein ubiquitination. Gene Ontology annotation, molecular function: protein tag activity; ubiquitin protein ligase binding. The coding region runs from base 165 to 1994 and encodes 609 amino acids. The transcript is spliced from 10 exons. The record is from RefSeq and is a predicted model, not a curated record.
UGUUGCAAAUAGUCUAUAGCCGAGAAAUCGUACCAUAAUUUACCAGAUUUCAAUACAAUACAGUUUGUUAACUCAAAGCAUAAAAUUUAACUUGCUAGUUCGCAUUUUAUUCUUCGCCACGCUAAACAGAAGAAGUGAAUUGAAAACUCAUUCAUCAACCAAACAUGCAGAUCUUUGUCAAAACCCUCACCGGAAAAACCAUCACUCUCGAAGUUGAGGCUUCGGACACCAUCGAUAACGUCAAGGCCAAGAUCCAGGACAAAGAAGGCAUCCCUCCUGACCAGCAGCGACUCAUCUUCGCUGGCAAACAGCUGGAAGAUGGUCGAACACUCUCGGAUUAUAACAUCCAGAAAGAGUCUACCUUACACUUGGUCCUGAGAUUGAGAGGUGGUAUGCAAAUAUUUGUGAAAACUUUGACUGGAAAGACCAUCACGUUGGAGGUGGAACCAUCGGAUACUAUUGACAACGUGAAGGCUAAGAUCCAAGACAAAGAGGGAAUUCCCCCAGACCAACAGCGACUGAUCUUCGCUGGAAAACAGCUGGAAGAUGGUCGAACUUUGUCUGACUACAACAUCCAGAAAGAAAGUACCCUGCACUUGGUUCUGCGAUUGAGAGGUGGUAUGCAAAUCUUCGUGAAAACUCUAACUGGUAAAACAAUUACACUUGAGGUGGAACCAUCGGAUACUAUUGACAACGUGAAGGCUAAGAUCCAAGACAAGGAAGGGAUCCCACCUGAUCAGCAGCGACUCAUCUUCGCAGGAAAGCAGCUUGAGGAUGGACGAACCCUUUCGGAUUACAACAUUCAGAAAGAAUCAACGCUGCACCUUGUCUUGAGACUGAGAGGAGGAAUGCAAAUUUUUGUCAAGACUUUGACCGGCAAGACCAACACCCUGGAAGUUGAGCCUUCGGAUACGAUUGACAACGUGAAGGCUAAGAUCCAGGACAAGGAAGGAAUCCCACCAGAUCAGCAGAGGUUGAUCUUUGCGGGAAAGCAACUUGAGGAUGGUCGAACCCUCUCGGAUUACAACAUCCAAAAAGAGUCUACUUUGCAUCUGGUUCUCCGACUGAGAGGUGGUAUGCAAAUAUUUGUGAAAACGUUGACUGGAAAGACCAUCACGUUAGAGGUGGAACCAUCGGAUACUAUUGACAACGUGAAGGCUAAGAUCCAAGACAAGGAAGGCAUCCCACCUGAUCAGCAGCGACUCAUCUUUGCUGGAAAGCAGCUUGAGGAUGGUCGAACCCUCUCGGAUUACAACAUCCAAAAGGAGUCGACAUUGCACCUGGUUCUCCGACUGAGAGGUGGUAUGCAAAUAUUUGUUAAAACUUUGACUGGAAAGACCAUCACAUUAGAGGUGGAACCAUCGGAUACUAUUGACAACGUGAAGGCUAAGAUUCAGGAUAAAGAAGGCAUCCCUCCCGACCAGCAGCGUCUCAUCUUCGCUGGAAAGCAGCUUGAGGAUGGGCGAACUCUUUCGGACUACAACAUUCAGAAAGAGUCUACGUUGCACUUGGUUUUGCGAUUGAGAGGUGGAAUGCAAAUUUUCGUGAAAACUUUGACUGGAAAGACCAUCACGUUGGAGGUGGAACCAUCUGAUACUAUUGACAACGUGAAGGCUAAGAUUCAGGAUAAAGAGGGCAUCCCUCCCGACCAGCAGCGUCUCAUAUUUGCUGGAAAGCAGCUUGAGGAUGGACGAACUCUUUCGGACUACAACAUUCAGAAAGAGUCUACGCUGCACUUGGUUUUGCGAUUGAGAGGUGGAAUGCAAAUUUUCGUGAAAACUUUGACUGGAAAGACCAUCACGUUGGAGGUGGAACCCUCGGAUACUAUUGACAACGUGAAGGCUAAGAUCCAAGACAAGGAAGGGAUCCCACCUGAUCAGCAGCGAUUGAUCUUCGCUGGAAAACAACUGGAAGAUGGACGUACUCUUUCUGACUACAACAUUCAGAAGGAAUCGACUCUCCAUCUGGUCCUGCGUCUGCGAGGAGGAUUUUAAACACACAUUGCACUAAGGAAAAGGGAAAGAUGGGAGAUGGGCGUGUUUUUAGAUAUAGUCUCUUAAUCGUUGCAUGUUGGCUGAAUAGUGCAAAACUACGUUAUUAUUACACUUGUUAGAGUGAAUUUUAUUAUGUUGAUGCAGUACUCGUGUUUGUCGAUUUCAUCUGAGUAGUACUCAUGUUUUAACAUCAUAGGGAUUGACUCAAUAAAAAUUAGUAAAAACAA